This is a messenger RNA of Myodes glareolus (Bank vole), 1143 nucleotides long. It is a transcript of the gene Syce1l, whose product is annotated as synaptonemal complex central element protein 1 like. Gene Ontology annotation, biological process: synaptonemal complex assembly. The record is from RefSeq and is a predicted model, not a curated record. NCBI's taxonomy places the organism in Eukaryota, Metazoa, Chordata, Mammalia, Rodentia, Cricetidae. Gene Ontology annotation, cellular component: synaptonemal complex.
AUGUGGACCGGACAGGGCUUGGAACUCUGUUGUGCUUCCCUUCAGCACGAACACAUUUGUUCUGGACGUUGGCUGCUUGUAGCAGCGAGAGCUUGCACGCACAACCCUCCUCAACAGCCCACGAUCUUGUUUCCCCAGCCUUGUUUAGCAUACGGCCCUGUGGUUGUGCGCAUGCGUGCCAUCAGUUGCGCUGCAGAUGUUCUGCGCUUGCUCAGAGCAGAUACCUACGUCGCCCCACCCCCCUGGUUUCCUACAAUCGCUGUAGCUGCACGUGCUGCUUUUCCCAGCCACUGUUUUUCCCCAUGCGCAGGUGCUCCACGUUGGGAAAUGGCUGCCGAGUGGCUGGGAGCUGAGGAGGCUGAGGACGCCGGAGGGCAGGCCACACCUCUGAGUAAGACUGAAGACUUGCUGGAAACAGUGAAAAAGCUGCAGAAAGAGGGAAGCCUGGAACCCCAGAUCGAGGACCUGAUUCAUCGAAUUAAUGAGCUGCAGCAAGCAAAGAAGAGAUCCAGCGUGGAACUGGGAGAGGCUCAAGCACUCCAGGAGGCCAUGAAUCAGGAACUGGAUUCCUUGAACGACGAGAAAGCACACCUAGAGGAAGUCCUGGGCAAAAAGCAAGAGGCUCUGAUGAUUCUCCAGAAGCAUUGCCAAGAGAGGGAAAGUGAGACUCAGUGGUUGAAUGCUAACGACCAACUGGAGGAGCAAGUGGAGGAGCUGACAAGUCAGCGCAAGGACCUCUGGGAGUUCCAUGUCCUGCAGCAGCGGCUGACCCAGGAGAUCAGCACAAUGGAACACAACCAGGAUCAGCUGCUGACGGAGAGGACUCUGCUGUGUGCCAGACUGCAGGAAGUGGAGAAGAGGCUGCAGAUGGCUAGGGAGGCCCAGAACCCCCCUGGGAACUGUGGGCUGGAGGAAUUUGAGGGGCAGUCCCAGAGCAUCCCGGAAAUUCAGAAUGACAGAGGAGACAUGGGCACCCAGUGAACAGAAGCAGAGGCUAGAGAGAAGUUGGCCAAAGAGGAGCAGCAUCAUUUGGAGCCAUCAGGAGAGCUGCCAGGGCCAGGGAUGCCCUGCUCGGCCAUGAGGACCCACCAGUGCUCACAUCCCUUUAAGGCCUACCAGGAAAUAAAGAUGAUUUCUAGAGUC